GCCGGAAGUGAGUCUCUUGCACUUCCGGUGUGUGCGGACCGCUAUAGCAGAGUAGCGGGGAUGGUGGCGCCGUGGUGCUGAGGGGAGAGGACGAGUCUUGUGAUCGGUGGAGGAGACCUGCAGGCUGAGGGAAGCGGGCGCUUACCGGGAAGAUGUCGGCCAGCGCCGUUUACGUUUUGGACCUGAAAGGGAAGGUGAGUGGCAUGCUGCGGGGUGUGUGUAGGUAGGUAGGUGGGUGGGUGUUGGCAGGGCCGCCCUGUCUGUGGCUGCUGGCAUCUGCCCUGUGGGUAUGGUGUCUUGGGGCCUGUAGGGAUUGUCAUCAUUUAGAUGGGGGGAAAAAAACAUUAUUUUACUGCUAAUAUCUCUGUGUUCGUAUUUAUAGUAAUUUUAUUUUUUCUUCUUCAUAUGUUAUGUUGAUUUUGCUCUUUUGGAUUUAUUUUGUGGUCAGUGAACACUGGGGAUGGCAUUGCUAAAAAAAAUAUAUAUAUUUAAAAUGCAAUAAUGUAACGAAGACAUAUUUAUGUCACAUGUGAUGCGACAGAAAUAUUUAUCUCCACCACCUGGUAAAACUGUAAUUUUAAAUUUUUUUUUAUUUUUAAUUUUACUCUGUAUCCAUGUGAGACCCAGGAACCAGGUCAAAUAUGAUAUUUGACUUGUGGAAAUCAACUUUUUAUGCUAUUUCGUUAUAUUAAUUUUUGGAUACAUAAACAGUUGCAAUUGACUGUGCCUCAAGUCUGCACACAUUUAUCUAAUUCCUUGCCAUGAGCACACAGAAAUAUGGUUAAAGACAUUCUGGGCACCAUAACAACGUACGACUAUGAUGUUGUUAUGGUGCCUGGAAGCUCUGGGUGCUAUAAUGCCUUAAGGGUAGAGUGAACGAGCCACUAGAAUGUGUUGCCAAAGUAUAAUUUAUGUAUACGAAAUGAAAAAUUGUGGGCCACGUAUUAGGAGAAAAUAAUGGCAGUGUGUUAUUCUGUAAACUUCAUAAGAAAAUAAGGAAAAAAAAGACUGAAGGCUUAGUGGUUUUAUAAAUUUCCAGAACACAAAAUGGCAUUAUUUUCUCCUUUGCUGUAAGUACAUUCAUAUUAUAUGAUAUUUUUAGAUUGGUGCUAGUGUGUCAGGUUUGGUCUGCUAUGUUAUAAUAGUGUAGGAGUUAAGUUCUGCUUUACUUUUGGGGCAGAACCAGGACAUACAUGUCACAAUGGUUCUCAGAAUUAAUGGGAGUUACAGUAAACGUCUACUUUAUCUAAUUUCUGCUGCUUGUUUUAAGCUAUUCUAUGUCGUGAACAGCUCUUACCUGUGCAGUCAGCUUUGUCAGGUGGGUUGUUCACAUCACAGUGAUUAGCUCUUAGAAAGCACUAACAAACAAAAUAGAAUAAUUUCUGUCAGGUAAAUACUACUCCAGAACAUUUGGAUCAUACAGCUGGCAGUGCUCAAGGAGAGAAUGCUACUGGAAUUUACAAUUUCCUUUAAUUCUCUGAGGAUAAGAACUCAUAAAAUGAGAGAAAAAUAUUCCUUUAAUGGAAAGAAUGCAGAUACCUUUAUUGUGCCAAUCAUGAAAAGUUAAAGCGGCACUGUUUCCGCCUGGGGACUUUGCGUGGUUUGCAAAGACCCCUGACAGAAACAUCCAUGCUGGGAUGCGGUGGCCAGGGGGAGGGCAGACAAUGGUUAAUUUAACUUUCCUAAACCUGUCCCUCACUAAACAUGUGUGAGAGUACAGUACUGAGGUCUAUAGAGGAUCUUGCGAGACUGGAUCCUCCAUAGUCCGAGCCAGCUCCCUGUAGCCAUCAGUGACGGAUUGGUGGUUGAAACUUCCAGGCGGCAGUAGCUCUGCCCAUAGUUUAGAAGUGUCCGUGUAGAACAAAAAAUACCUACUUUGUCUCAGUAUAUCUUUUGACUGGGUUGGAAUUUUAUUGAACGAUGUGACAGUACUGCUUUAAUAAUCGGUUAAUUGUAAGCAUAGAAAUUCUGUUCUCUUCAUUAUAUAAAUCUAAUGAGCAAAUAGCCCUUCUCAAAACAAAUUUAGCGGCAAUGUUGUAUGCCAGUCUGGGUAAUUUGGCCCACCAUCGUGGGAUUUGGAUUUCUAUAACAGCUGGAGUGCUAUCUGUUGCCUAACCCUUAAACAUACAGAGCCAUGUUUUGAAUAAGAUUAGACGAUCAAUAAAGGUAUUACAGGAACCUUUUGCAACGUGUUAGUUUUUUCAGAACCAACCCACCCACAGCUUAAUGAAUUAAGAAUUUCCUUUAUAAACAAUGUGAAUUAUUAAGUUUAAGAAAUUAAGUGAAGAAAUGAUUUUUCAGCACAAAACACGCAUCAACGUUUCAGUCAGAGUGGACUUUUUUUCAAGACUUACAAAACCAGACCCUAGAGUGCUCUCAUCUAUUGUAUUUAUACUGUGGCUCGAGAUUGCACCAGGGCAUACACAAGACCGGGAAUCCAGAGUGCUGGGAUCAUGGAUACAAAUAUAUAUAUAUAUAUAUAUAUAUAAUAUAUAUAUAUAUAUAUAUACAAAAAUAUUAGUGUUUGUUAUAUCAAAGCCAUUUGCUCCUUCCCAAUAAAAAUACAAAAAUAUUUUAUUUACAAUAUGGGGACCAGAAGUUAUAAACCAAAUUUUCUAUAAACCUUUUAGUGUCAGAUAUGCGCUGAAUACAUUGUCAAGCCUUCAAAGGUCUUUAUAAGCAGAAUAUCCUUAAAGGCGUCCACAAGUAAUAAGUUCAGGUAAUUUUAAACUUGCCUUGGCUAGUAAAACAGUUACCAUUGGGGGUCGUUGCUAAAUAAACAAAGACACCAGGAUGGUGACAGACACUUUAAUUGUAUAUACUCCCAAACACCCACUCUUGGCACUGUAGCCAUAUCAUCUCAUUGAAGUGCUUAUAGCUUUUGGUGUCCCAUGGCGUUCCCUCACUUGAAAUGUUAUCGUAGCGGAGGGUAAGUAUCCGGGUAGGAAGCAGGGCCAGUUCGUUAGGGCAUGGUAUGCCGUCCUAAUAGUGUUUAAGCCCUCCUUCGGUAGAAUGGCAUAGCACACUCUAACGUUGGGAAAGGGUUAAGCACUCAUGGGUGAACACCAUAAGGCCCUGGAUAUUUUUUUAUAUUACCGUAUAUAUUCGAGUAUAAGCAGAGUUUUUCGGCACAUUUUUUGUGCUGAAAAACCCCAACUCGGCUUAUACUCGAGUCAAUGUCUGUAUUAUGGCAUCUUACAUUGCCACAAUCAGACCAGGACCGCCGGGCUCAUUACAAGCCCAGCGGUCCUGUUGGGGGCUGACAGUGAGCUGUAACUUACCUUCCUGCAGCUCCUGUCAGCUCCCUCCUCCGUGCAGCUCCUCUGUCAGCUCCGUUCUGCUCCCAGUAUAAAUCUUACACUGACUUACACUGUAAACAGCACGGAGAAGGAGGGAGCUGACAGGAGCUGCAGGAAGGUAUAAAAAACAUUUAAAAAAAAAUAAUGCAAAUAUUAAAAUAAUAAUAUAAUAAUAUUAUUAUUUUAAUAUCAUAUUAUUUUAAUAAUAUUAUUUUAUUAUAUUAUUAUUAUUUUUUUGUCCCCCCUCCCUGACCAGGCAACAAGCAGGGAGGGGGGACAAAAAAAACAUUUAAAAAAAAUAAUGCAAAUAUUAAAAUAAUAAUAAUAUUAUUAAAAUAAUAUAAUAUUAAAAUAAUAAUAUAAUAAUAAUAAUAAAAUAAUAAUUAAAAAAAAAUGCCCUCCCCUGAUCCAGUUUACACACACUGCACAAACACACACACUGCAUUAUAUACACAACACACAAACACACACACACUGCAUUCAUUAUAUAUAAACACACAAACACACUCUGCAUUCAUUAUAUACACACAAACACACACUCUGCAUUCAUUCUAUACACACACUGUAAAUAAAUAUUCAAUUAAUGUAAUUUUAUUGGGAUCUAAUUUUAUUUAGAAAUUUACCAGUAGCUGCUGCAUUUCCCACCCUAAGCUUAUACUCGAGUCAAUAAGUUUUCCCAGUUUUUUUCGGGUCGGCUUAUACUCGAGUAUAUACGGUAACUUUCUUUAGUUGCUGCAGCACCUCGACUUGAGUCAUCCAAUCACAAUUUGUUCUGCAAUUUAUUUUUUUUGCAGCAAACAUUUGCAUGUCUCUUGCCAUAUGUUCCUCAUUUAUUUAUACAUUUGUAAUAAAAAUUAUUUAACCCACAUUGCAAAUUAGGUUUAUUGUGAUAUUUUACAGACUUUCAGCUUUUUGCAAUGAACAAAUCAAACAAAAGCAAUUGAAACACAACAAAUACUUCAAAUGGUUUCCUCAAACUCAACUGAAAAUCCCUUAAACAAAACAAAUAUGCAAAGCAGGUGUCGCAAACUUGAUGCAACUAAUGAAGGACUUUAUUAGUUGCACCCGGUGCAGUAACACUUGAAAUACCUGAACUGGCUAGGAGUUUGACUUUCACAUCUGACUGCAUGUUAGAACAGGACUUGACAAAUUUGUUUGGAAUCUAGGAGCCAGCUAAAAAAAGUUAGGAGCCAGUCAUUUUCAAUGAGAAAAUGCAAUCCUUAAAGGGACCCUAUAGUCACCAGAACCACUACAGCUUGAUGUAGUUAUUCUGGUGUCUCUAGCCUGUCCCUGCAAGCUUUUCAGUGUAAUCACUGCCUUUUCUGCGAAAACGCAUUGUUUACAUUGCUGCUUAGUACCACCUCUAGUGACAGUCACUCGGACGGCCACUAGAGAGUCCUGAGUCACUGCUGCACCAGGUUCAGUGUCUCCAAGCUCUGCGUGGAGAUGCUGAAUGUUCCUCAUAGAGAUUCAUUAAUUUAAUGCAUCUCUAUGAGGAGAUGCAGAUUGGUACAUUUGUUGCGCAUGCAUAAAAUCCUCCCAAUGGAAAGCAUUGGCUUAGCUGAGAUCCCAAAGAUUGAUGGUACCAGCCAUGGCGAAACUGCCACGGGAUGAGAAAAUGGGGGGGAAAAGUGAGUAAAAACACCUUCCUCAUGCAGUCGGAGGGGGCAGAUGUCUAAACGCGCGCGCACACACUCUUGAUAGGUUCUCACACAUUCUUACACUCUCAACAGGCUCACAUGGAUACACAGACACACACACACACACACACACACUCACUCUGAUAGGCUCUCUGACACACUGACAGAGUAUCACAGGCACACACACUUACAUUUCUGUUUUAAUUGAAACCCACUCAGCCUCCCUACCUUUGGGAGAGCUGAGUGGGUCUUUCCCUGGGGCUGCUCUCCUCCUGUGUGCGAGGGAGCAGUACUCUGCCUGUAGCUCCUCUUUGCUCCCUCGCGCUCUGUAAUGAUGCAGGGGCCGGAAUUAUGUCAUAAUCCGGCUCCCGACAUCAUUAGACAGCGCCAGAGAGCAGCUGCAGGCAGAGUACUGCUCCCUCUUGCGCCGCCCACAAUGCUCCUGUGGGCGGCUGCCUGCCUCCAUGCUCUUAAGGGCGUCUACCCACCUUUAAUGUUGCACGUGACGGCCGCUGUCAAAGCUCCCUCGGCAGGCCACACUAACUAGAGAGCUGGCAAAACCCAGGCACCAGGGAGAAAUUUCUGGUCGCCAUGGCGACCUGGCGCCUGGGAUUUGUCGAGCCUUGUUUUAGAAUAUGGCAAAAUAAUAGUCCACAAAGUUAAUAGAAGAGAUCAUCAUCCUUCACAAACAAGGGACAGGAUACAAAAAUAUAGCAAAGGCACUGAAUGUUCCUAGUGACAAAACGUUGAAGAAAGAGUGGUUACACUACCAGGACUGGGCAGAAAAAUUAAGUUGUCAAUGGUUGCAAGCAGAUUUCUGAGAAGGCAAGUUGAGUGACCUCAAAAGACCUGCUGCAACACUUGGUGGCAACAAGCACUGUGGUUUCAGUGAGCACAGUAAGGCACAUACUAAAUGCAGAAAGUUUCCAUGCCAGAACUCCAAUACGUACACAACAAGUGACCCAAAAAAAACCAAGAAAAGUUGGCUCCAAUAAGCUCAAAAUCAUGUAAAUAAGCAACAGACGUUUUGGGAUUCUGUUCUGUGGAGCGAUGAAACAAAACUGUAACUUUUUGACCUAAUGGAUCAGCGGUAUGUCUGGAGGAAAAAGAAUGAAGCAUACGCUGAAAAGAGCACUUUGCCUACAGGUAAGCAUGAUGGUGGCUUGUUGAUGCUCUGGGGCUGCUUUGCAUAUUCUGGCACUGGAAACCUGCAAUGUGUGGAAGGCAAGAUGGAUUCAUUGAAGUAUCAGGAAAUCCUAGGCAAAAACAUCAUGCCGUUUGUGAGGAAGCUUGGGCGUCAUUUGACCUUCCAAAAAGACAAUGAUCCAAAGCAUAUCUUAAAUUUCACCAAGGCUUGGUUGUAGUAGUAGCUCUGGAAAAUUCUAGUGGCCACCAGUCACCUGCCUUGAACCUCAUAGAAAAUUUCUGGUGGAAUUUCAAGAAGGCGGUUGCAGUGUGCAAACCCAAGAAUAUUACUGAACAGGAGGCCAUUGCUCAUGAGCAAUGGGCUAAGAGUCCUCUGGAACGAUGCCAGAAGCUGGUAUCUGGCUGUGCAGCUCAUUUGCAGCAGGUCAUAACAGCGAAAGGGUACUCUACAAAGUACUAAAGAUGCUUCCCAUUAAGGGGUUGAAUAAUGUUGGUUGAAUUUGGAGAAACCACUUGAAGCAUUUUUUUUAUUUUAUUUUUUAUCUAUUUCCAUUGUUUUUAUAUGAAUUGUUCAUUGCAAACAUCUGAAAGUCUGUAAAUUUUGACAAUAAACCUGAUUUGUAGAGGCGUUUGAAUAAUUUUGAUUACAACUGUACUGAAUAUUAUCCUGAUCUUCGUUUACUAACACACCCAUCUCUGAUUUUAGUGUAACUACUCAUUCUUUUAAAUUUUUUUUUUUUUACUUUUUAUAGCUUUGCUCUCUUUGGCUCUGAUUUUCUAGUUUAGCCCAUCUAAUUGCCCUUUUGCUUGCAUUAUUGGCUUCCUUAAAUCUUAUAAAAGAUGCCUCUGAUUUUUCUGCUUUAAAUUCCCUUUACUUAUUUUUUUUAUUUAUAGCCUUACAUUCCCAAUAAGCCAUGUUGGUUUCACUUUUCUUUUAUAUUUAUUACUCUAUGGUAAAUACUAAGAAGUUUAUUUGGUAGGAAGUGUCAUUUUUAGAAUUUGUUAAAAGAUAUCCCAUUUAUCCAUUGUAUUUUUCUUUUUUUAAUAAAGAGUUUAUUUCAGUCAAUAUGUUGUAAAGCUGCCUUUUAUCUUAUUGAAAUUGGCCUUUUUAAAAUUAAAUGCAUUUGUAUACCUCAUGUGCUUUAGCUUUUUUUAGUUUAUUUUAAAGGUCACCAUAUUGUGAUUGCUAUUUCCCAAGUGCCCUCAACUGCUUGACAAAAGCUCAACAUUGUUUGUUACAACCAGAUCCAGACAAGCUUCCUUUCUAGUUGGUGUUUUACCAAUUGUGACCUGAAGGUGUCUUUUCAUAGGUUCAAAAACCUGAUUACUCUUGCUGAACUACUAGCCCCUCUAUCCCAAUUAAUUACUGGGUUGUUAAAGUCUCCAAUAAUUAAUGUUACCAAGAUUUGCCGUUUUUCGAAUUUGCUCUAACAGCUGUUCUUCUUCAUCAAUAUAUCAACAUAUCCAAACCCAGUGGAUCCCAAACUUUUAGGUUUAAGGCGACCUUAAUAUUGCAAUAUUUUUACAAGGUGCCCCAAGGCAAAACAAAGUUCUAGGUUGUAUAUCUAUAUAGCGCCGCUGCAUAUACUGCUGGUAUAGCAUAAUAUAUUGUGUUUAAACAAAGAGGUGCAUGUAUAUCAUUUUAGUGUUUUAAUGCAGGGGUUUGUUUGUAUGUAAUGAUUGCGUUUGAUUUCAGGGGGGUGUUUGGAUGUAAUGUUAGCUUUUAAAUGUGGAUUCACAUAGACACAUACAAACACACACACACCAUGACCCAGAUACAAACACAUACAAGUUAUAAUUUUUAUAUUUCCAGCCCCCCUCCUGUUGGCUUACCUUGUGUCCAGAAGCUAGCUUACUUGGGUCCUGGCUGAGGUUGAUGGGAGUGAGCUUGCAGCAGCUCACUACAGGCUCACCUCUGCCUACUUGCAGCUUGACUGCUGCCUUCAGCCUUCUCCUCCAGCCUUCUGCUCCCUCCUGCGCGAUGCUCUGUAAAGCUGGGAGGAAAUAACACGCUGUCAUUUCUUCCCAGCAUGCAGAUAUCACAGGGACCCGGUGCCGAAUGGGCCCCUGAUGAGCCGUAAAACGGUUGAAUGGGCCACACGAUGGGUUUUUUCACGACACCCCUGUAUACCUGUCACCCCAGGGCGCUGUGGCACACCAUUUGGGAACCACUGUCCUAACCAAUAAUUGAUUUCAUUUCUUUCACCCAAGCAAAAUAUCUACCCAUUUUUAAAAUCAGUCCUGCCACUUUUAUUUAGAUGCAUUCCUUUAAAAAUUAAUGAAAACACAUUUUGUCUUCUCAGAUAAUGCGUUGAAAUGAGGCAUUCAUGAAACAAAGUGUUUAUACCAAAAAAAAAAACAUUUUUGUUUUUAAAAUCUAUAAUAUUUGCAAUAACAUAGAACAAAGUAAACUGGACAUUUGAAGUUCCCCACGUGGGAUGCCAUUGCUCAUCAGUGAGGGUGUUAAAAUUUAUACUUUUUGCCAAUUCAUACAAGCUGCAUCAAGACACAAAAACAGCUAUGAAACAGGAAAGACAAAUACAUUCAAACUCUUCUACAAACUAUUUCCUCUUUUUCUUUCUUUUCUCUCCCCUUCCCCCUUUUUUUUUUAUUUUUGAGACUCUUACCUUCCUUCUCCUAAAAAAAUUACUUGGUCAUCUGUUUCAGAGGCUCCAUGUCUAAAGGUCACAUUUGCUUACAAUGCUUCACAUACCUGUAACGCACAAGCAAACAUUAUUUACAGCUUCAUUGGCAGUGCAAUAUAGAGGAGUAUAUAAUCUGCUACGAUUGGCAGUAUUAUUUGGAAGUUACCACUGAAACAAUUAGUCUCUUACACAAAGAACAAGGCUGCAAAACUAUAUAUAUAUAUAUAUAUAUAUAUAUAUAUAUAUAUAUAUAUAUAUAUAUAUAUAUAUAUAUAAUGUGUUAAACAAAAAUGUACAGAUUUUACUAUUAACAUGACGUAAAGUCAGGAUUUUAUUAAUGACCAGGAGGUUCCUAUUAUGCUGCACUCUUUCUUUAUUUACCUCAGCAGCAAAGAAAAAUAACAUUAAAUCAGUAUAAAAGAAACCAGUAAAUAACAUGAGAGGUAUAUCUUCCUAGCAACAGGAACAGCCAAUCAGCAUCCUCUUUAUAGCAUAAUAGGCAGUGUCCAGUAUACUACUUCCUCUUUCUUGCGAUCCCGAACAAGGACAACAAAUCCAAAUGAAAAGUGGGCUCCAGUAAGAGGGUGUGCGAGCCCUAACCUGGAUCUUGAAGUCAAGCUAGAAGCUAAAGGAGAAUAUGGUUAUAUCCAAGUAUAAAACUGGAUUUAUGCAUAAGAUUGCAUUACAUGGAAUAUCAGAUAUUAUAUAUACACAUAACAUGAAAUUCAGUUUAGUCAAACCUUAAGCUCUUGACAGUCAUUAACAAGGAUAAAACCCAGUAAUCAAAAAAGACUUACCGUGAAGUCAACUUACCAAGAGAAGACCAAACCUCCAGGGAUGGGAGGGAGGGAUAAUACUCGCCUCCGUGUCAUUAAUAAAAUCAUGACUUAACGUCAUGUUAAUAGUAAAAUCUGUAAAUUUUAUUAAGACACGGAGCUGUGAAAUUAUGUCUCCUGUGAAGUGUUGAAUAGGUCUAAAGUAGAAAUCAUGGAAUGUAGACUCCGAAGACCAACCGCUCUCAUAUCCUCCAAGCGACAACCAAUCGAGGAAGCCGAAGAAGCCAUUGCCCCACAAACCGAAUGAGGCACAGACAGAUAGGUAUCAAUACCUGCUAGAGACAUAAUGUAUUUUACCCACCAGGCUAGAGUAGAUACCGGAAGACGCGACUUUUGAAAGGAGAUGAAGAGUUCCUAUUUCAAAGGAUUCCGUAACGUAGUGGAUGGAAGUAUGCAACAGGGCAAAGGAGAGAUCUAUUAGAAAAAACUGAGUAGAAUUGAUUUAGAGGAGGUUUUUGUCCUCUGAGAAAUAUCAAAGAGAACACCUGGAGUAAAGGAACGAGCAACCACCUCAAGAGCUCUUACAUCAGAAAAACCUCUUGCAAGAAAAAAAAUUCACGACAAUAGAGACGUCCCACAAGACAGAGUAUCAUGGUAAGAGUGGAUGAGCAAACCAUAUUCCUCAGAGAAGUCAGCAGAAAUGGACGAUCGGUAAGGUCCACAGUGCGAUAGGCUUUACCUUCAUCAUAGAGGUCAGAAAAAUGGAGGACAGACUUAAAAGGAGCCGAUAUGGGAUUUAAAUUUCAUUUCAUGCACCAACUAUGCCAUCUACUCCAAGCAGAUUUAUAAGCCUCUCUCGUGUUUGGUGCACCUUUGAUAAGUUAGAGAGUUGGUUGCGAAACUCCCUCGACCGACCAAGGUUACCUGAAAUAGACUACAUCAUGAUAUGCAAGAGAACUUAGAGAACAAGGGGAUGAGGCACACCGUCUGGAUCCUGAAGAAGGCACUCGAGAUGGAAGGUCGAUUAAAUCUCCUGAAGAGGAGAGAACUACGGUUGGGACGGCGAUAGAGGAGCCACGAUCACCAGGUGCCGGACUGGCGAUGUAGAGGGAAAGGCAACAGGGAAUCAGUGCAAAGGGCAGAAAAUCGUAAUUCCUUGGAGAAAACAUUCAUAGUCAGUGCUGUCGGAUCUGGUCUCCAACUGAAAAAACGGGGAAGUUGAGCGUUCAAACAAGAAACGAAAAGAUCUAUUUCCAAUAAACCCCAUAGGUUCCAAAUGUCUUGGAAGACCGUGGAAUCCAAGUGCCAGUCACUGGAAUCUCUGAGUUGGUGUGAAUACCAGUCCGCCGUAGUGUUGGAGAGACCUUGAAUAUAUGCUGCUGUUAAUGAAAUGCUGUGUAUCAGGCAAAAUUGCCAGAAAUUGCGAGCCAUGUAGGUCAGAAUUUUGUAUCUUGUGCCUCCAAGUGAUUGAUGUAGCGGACAGCUGACACGUUGACCAUCUUCAGAAAGAUAGCGCAUUGAGUUUGGGAGAAACUGCGGACUGCAAAGGAACUGGCCAGAUGUUCCAAACAAUUGAUGUGGAGUGUCGAUUUCAGGUUUGAUCAUCUGCCUUUGGUGGAAAUAUUUACGCAUUGAGCACCCCAACCGUGCAAACUUGCGUCUGAUUUGAUGAUCAAAUCUGGAGCUGUACAAAAUCUGGUGCGCUCAUUCCAAGCUUCCAUGUGAAGAAGCCACCAUUGAAGUUCAUCCUUCACUUCUGAGUCCAGAGUUACCAUAUCUGUGUAUGUGUAGGGCUCUACAGCCAAGAAGACCUGGAAAAAUGGCCUGUAUAGAUGCUGCCAGAAGGCCUAACAUUCUCAGCAGUUGUUUGAGAGAGAGUUGAGGGGUUGCUAGUGUUCGCCUGUCUCCUUCUUGAUAUUGGCUAAUUUUGCCACCGGAAGGUGUAGAGUUUGAAGGGUAGCAUCUACAAUAAUCCAAUAUAACCCAGAAAUUUUAUUUCUUGCGUGGGAACGAUAAUGGAUUUCUCCCAAUUGAUCAGGAAGCCUAGGUUCUCUAACAGUCAAAGUCCAUGCAAGGUAUGUCCGGAUUAAUUGAAUAGACUGAGCCAGAAUAAAAAAAUGGCGUCUAAAUAUAUUAUAAGACGUACUCCCCGACUCCCGUAGCAGGGCGACCAUUGGGUUUGUGAGAUUGGUGAAGCACCAUGGAGCCAAAGACAGUCCGAAUGGGAGGCACCUGAACCUCCAUUUACUGCUCUACCAUGUAAAUUGCAGGAAGUUCUUGAUCUUGAUGUUGUACUAUGAGAUAUGCAUCCAAUCUGCUGGUUGGAGAAGAUCCCUUAAGCAAUGCCCUCCUUCCAUCUUGGAAGUGCUGAUAUGCUCAUAACCAUUGAGCUGUCUCAAAUUUAUCACUGAACGGAUACCUUCGCCUUUUUUGGGAAACAAGAAAAGGUUGCUCUCGUAACCCAGGGUAUGGGCUGGAAUCUCUACGAAGGAUUGUCCACGGAGAUACAGUCUGCGUCUCAUUGGGAAAAAACAAUUUCCCUCGAUGGGGAACAUUGAACAGGUAGAGAAAGGAAGUCUAUGCAAUACCCUUUCACAGUGUGAAGAACCUAAGCAUCUGAUAAAAUGAGGGACCAUACAUAGGAAAAAUGUGUGAGCUUGCCACCACUAUCAGUAAGGAAGAAUGGAAAUUGUGAAGACUUCUUAGGACCUCCUCUUAGGCCACUAACAACCUACGGUCGACCACGUCGUGGGAAAGAGGUUGGUAUAGUGCAUUGUUCAAAGAAAUCGGCUCGGCCAAUAUAAGAGCCUUGGUUCUGUCUAAAAGAACUACUGUUUGUUUAGCUGGACAAAGGAGCCCAAUUCUUUUACAAAGUUGUCCCCAAAGAGAGAACCUUUUGCCUGUGUUAUCUGGCUCGUUCAGAGCCAUAGUUACACGUUUGGGCUCAAUCUUGAGCAAGAUCGAUUUGCGGCGUUCUGUGACAACCGCAUUGUUGGCGUUGCCAACUUAAAUCACUCUCUGGAUCUAACCACUUAAGAUGGUGCUAUCUAAUUCUAGGUCAUCCUCUACUGCUUCAAAGAUCUUGGCUGCUGAGCCCAAGAUGUCCAGGAUUUUAUCCUGACCGUUUUGCAAUGAAAAUCUAAGCCUUUAGUGGGCUUCCAUCCUGUCUUACACAGGAAGUGAAUGCUCUUAGGAUCAACUGAUAGCGUUUUACAUGAGUCAUCAGGGACUGUUCGGUGUGGCCAUUCAGCCCACAAUUUAUUUCACUUUGCCUUCUCAAAAGGCUUGCGUACUCUGGAUGCAAUAUAUAUGGCUACAUGGUCUGAGGAGACCACUGGGUUACAUAGGUCAUCCAGUUCGAAUAGGGUUUCACAUUGAGUGUCCAAGAUCCUAUCGGUGUCCGCAUAAUCUACAUCAAUUUUGGUAGAUUUAACAGGACGUGUAUCCCGAAACGGGAUUAGCAUCCUCUUCAUCAGUAAUUUCAUAAUCAGGAUCAGAAAUAUCCUCUGAAUCCUCCAUAUAGUACUCAGGGAACUCUUUCUCAAUAUCACUGACCUCAGAUUCAGAGUUCAAUUGGGCCUUUGCCCUUUUCCAAAGUCUAGUCGAUUUUGCCCGACUAGUAGCUCUUUUGCGCGGUGGUAAAUUAAUUGCGCCAUCCCGUGACAGGUAUGGUACUGUCUAUCUCUAUUGUUUUGGAGGAGUGUUUAGCCUUAUAUAAGGCCUUGCGGCCAGGUUGAAGCAGAGAAGGUGUGAGUACAGGUACACCUCCAUAUAGAACUCGGGGAACUCCUCCUCAAUAUAACUGACCUCAGAUUCAGAGUUCAAUUGGGCCUUUGCCCUUUUCCAAAGUCUAGUCGAUUUUGCCCGACUAGUAGCUCUUUUUCGCGGUGGUAAAUUAAUCGCGCCAUCCGUGACAACUAUGGUACUGUCCAUCUCUAUUGUUUUGGAGGAGUGUUUAGCCAGGCUGAAGCAGAGCUGGUGUGAGUACAGGUACCGCCGCCUGAGCCGAUCUCUGUGCCUGUAACAGGGUCUGGGCAAAUAUCUGUGAAGUGAAUCAGACAUAACCCCCAUCACUGACACCAGGGCCUUCUCUUUUGCCAUGGAAGUGUCAGUUAAAGCCUGCAUGUCAGCAGGAUCAGUAAAGCAGAAAAUCAGCCUCAUCUCCAGAGAUACCUGGAGAGGCUUCUAGAGCAUGUUUGCUCUAGACCCAGAAGGCACAGAAAGAUCCUGUCCGACUGCAUCAUAAAUAUACAAACAAACCUAAGGGGAUGAAUAAAGUAAAAUAAUACCAAAAGAAAAGGGUUGAGUAACCCUCAAGUACAAAUAAAUAACUAAACAGGAUAAAGAAAUGAAAGUACUCACAAUAGUGAAAAAAUAGCAAUAGUAAUAUAAAAACACAGGAGCUGCCCGGCUGCCACUAUAACUAAUACCCGACUUGGAUUUCUGACAGUUGGGGGCAGAGCAGCGGCCAGACAGAUAAAUGAAGGGUAAAAACAGCCCAAUAGCACUGUGCAGGGGAUAAAGAUCCUCAAAGACGUCCCUGAGCCCCAAUUGAUGGUAAUCUUGGGGCCAGGGAGGUCAGAAGGGAAAAAAAAUUUGGUUCUUGCUUUCAUAUCUCUACAUAAUGCUGCUCCCACCUAUCUAUCCUCCCAUAUACACAAGAAUGUCCCGUCUAGGCCCUUAAAAUCUGCUGAAGACGUACGUCUAUCUUCUGUCUGUACUCCCACCUCUGAUGCUCGCCUUCAAGAUUUCUCGAGGGCUGCACCGUUCCUGUGGAACUCGCUUCCCUCCUCCGUUAGAUGCUCACCCAGUCUCCACUCCUUCAAAAAUCGUUAAAAACCCACUUCUUCAUAAAAGCGUAUCAAUUAAACUGUUAAUAGCUCCUGACUGAUUCCUCUUCUGCAACUGUCACUAGUCUAAUACUAUCCUUACCUUUUUGUGUCAUUUUACCCCACUCCCUCUAGCAUGUAAGCUCAUUGAGCAGGGCCCUCAACCCCUCUUCCUGUGUGUCUGGUUACAACUACAUGUCUGUUCGUCCACCCAUUGUAAAGCGCUAAGGAAUUUGACGGCGUUCUAUAAAUAAUCAUAAUAAUAAAAUGAUAUACAAUAAAGCAUAUAACUGAAGCAAAUGAAGUAAAUAAAUCAAAUUAAGUUAAAAUGAAGUAAUUAAAUAUAUUUAUAAAUAUGAAAAUAUUAUAACUGAAAUGUAAAAACUACAAUAACUAUAUUACCCGCAGUAAUGAUAUGAAUAAAGAAGAUUCCACAGUUAAGAACCAUGGGACCCAGUGUCACUUAACUGAGGGAGCAGCAAAGAAAGAGGAAGUAGUAUACUGGACACUGCCUAUUAUGCCAUAAAGAGGAUGCUGAUUGGCUGUUCCUGUUGCUAUGAAGAUAUACCUCUCAUGUUAUUUACUGGUUUCUUUUAUACUGAUUUAAUGUUAUUUUUCUUUGCUGCUGAGGUAAAUAAAAAAAGAGUGCAGCAUAAUAGGAGCCUCCGUGUCUUAAUAAAAUCUGCACACCAGUCAAGCCAUAAGACUUGCUUUUCCCACAGAAAUCCCAUAACUGCAGCGAUGUUACAACCGCAAAGGAUUCUGGGUGGGCAUAUGCAAAUUAGUUUAACAAAGAAUCACAUGCUUGACUGGUGUGCAGAUUUUUGUUUAACAUUGUAGUAAUAAUCCACAGACUUCAGGUGGAAGGGGUUUUCAAUCACAAUUUUUCACCACCAUAACCUGUUUGGAGAUAUAUAUAUAUAUAUAUAUAUAUAUAUAUAUAUAUAUUCUAUUGCUAAGAUAAAAGCAAUACUGUAGGCAAAUAAAUCACAGAGCUAAUUGUUUUAGAGGACUGUGGUAUACAAACGUAGCAAAAAUGAAAACAAAUCUUUCUUAAUAUUGUUAUCUAGCAUCACUUAUAUUUUGCCCAGGUCACGGAAUAGGAAAAAAAGAAAAAUGAGACAGAACAUUAGUCACAUCACUAGUGAUAAUGUUAUCUUGUGGGUAAGAACAGCUGAAUGUCGCAUAAUUUCUUUAAUUUCCAAAUGUCAAGAUUAGUUUAAUCUUGACUUUGGUAAGUCAGCAAGUAGUGAAGUAUUCUAUAAUCCUGCAAUAGAUUGUAAAGCUGCCAAAACAUGUAGAAAGUAAGAGAAUAAUUUUGGCCAGCUCCACAAGAUACGGGCGUACAUUUUCCUGCCUUUUCACCAUCUUCCAUUAAAACCUUUUAUUAUGCAUUCCUAAAAUAAGUGGUGAUUUAGGCCUCUUCUUGUUCUAAAAUUGUUAUUGUCUAUUCCAUGACAACUCUUAGAACAUAAACACUGGCUGCCAUUAUAAAUAGGAGCUGUUCGGCUCCCCUAUAGGCAAUUACUCCCAGGCAUAUAUUACACAAUUUUAAGACUAAUUUUAAGAUUGUGGUAGAGACUGAGGGAGCUGUGCAAAAUGUCCCUAAUAAACAGCUAUGCUGCAUCUCAUGUAAACCAUGCAUUGCAAUAGUAUUGCAUCCUAGACACUGGAACUGAGGAUCCCAUUAAAGAGAUGCUAUGGCCCUCUUGACUAAAAACUUAUUUGGUAUGCAUAGUAGUUUUAAAGUUGUGUUUUUUUUUUUUUUUUCUUCUUCUUCUUUUCAAUUGUAAGUGAAAGGGCAUGGAUGGAUAGCAGUGAUGUGGGAAAUGGAGGUCUGCAUGGAGGGAAGUAGGGCUCUAGCAACAAUUAUAAGUGAAAGGGUAUGGAGGGUUGACAGCACAGACCGAGGCUUCAUUUUAAAGGAACACUAUAGUGACAGGAAUACAAACAUCUAUAGCUGCAAUAUCCCUGUUUAGCUCUCCUGUAACCAUUGUAAAAGGUUACUCACCUUUAUUCCAGCGCUGUGUGGGUCUGCCAGCGUUUGCUCUGCCCGAUCUGCCCCCUUGGCUGAAAUACAAAUUGACAAUCUCUGCCAAUCCAAUGCUUUUCCAUAGGAUGCUGUUCAAUCAGCAUCUCCUCAAAGAGAUGCAUUGAAUUAGUGCAUCAGUAUGGGGGAAUGUUCAGUGUGCAGGUGCUGAACUUUGUGCAUCACUGACCUAGGAAGCAUAUCUAGUGAUUGUCUGACUACCACUGGAGAUGUCCCUCGGCAGUAAUGUAAACACUGCCUUUUCUCUGAAAAGGCAGUGUUUACAUUAAAUGCUUGCAGGUACUCACUAUAGACACCAAAACGUUAACCAUUGAGGUUUAUGGUUUUUUUUUUGGUGACUGUAGUGUCCCUUUAAUGCUAUCUGAAGGAGAAGGAGAAAGGGUGAUUGUCCUCAUUCCAUUCAUUAAAUACUUCAUACGCUGUUAAGAGGCAAUUUGUUUUGAAUGCAGAUUAUGUGACUAGGUGACAGCAGAACAAUUCAUUAUUGAAGUGAGUUUCUUGUGAAAUACUUCUGUAUCGACUUACAAAACAAUUAUUAACUUCACUUAUAUCAACUCCACUUUCAAUGUUGUUUUUACAAUGUGCCAGCAUAUCCUCUACCUAUGUGAAUAAUUAAUUUGCAGUGCUUUUUUGUUUUUUGGUUUUUUUUUGGGAGGUGGGUGGGCGGCUUGGGAGUUAAGUUGGUUGUCUAAUCUACUUGUCUGUCAUGACAAUCAAUUUGUGCUAACACGCAAAAUAAUUUCAGAUUGUGAGCCUGCUUGGAGCCCUGGCCAUUGACCAUUUUUAUUUAUUUAUUUUUAACUAAACUACAAAUUUUCACAAACCAAAUCCAUGUGGAACAACUGAGGCAGAAAAGCUAUCAAAAAAAUCUUAUUUUGGGGGGGGAGGGGGGGGGGGUUUGGAUUUUAUUUGCGAAGAUUUUACACAUUCACAAUCCAGCUCCACCAUCCAAUGUGUGCAAUGUUUGUUGUGUGCGUUUGUUGUCCAUGUGUGGUUUGUUUGUCUCUACUGUAUACAGAUGUGAUGGUGGGUGCUGGCUGUUUUGUAAUGUGUGUGGAUAUGCUACCUGCUCUGCUCCCUUUCCAGUAAUAGACAAAGAUUGUAUUUGUUUCCCCUCACUAAACUAUUGCCUCCCAUGUACAUAAUUAAAAUAAAAAAUGGUCACAUAAGGUAAGAUCACUGUCACAGUUACUAAAAGUUAGGCUUGUUAAAAACAUUGGCUGUAGCAAUCUCUGACAAAGAAUAAUAAAAUACAAUAAAAAGGUAUCCAUAAACGAGCAUGUUCUGAGGAACACAGUCACACUUCCUGUUCCUUAUAAUGCUAAAGAAUUGCAGUGGUCUCGUAAGAUUUAACAUUUUGUAUGAUUUCCUCAAAAUAAUAAUUUCCUCAAUGUCAGUCAUAUUUUUUUUUUUUUUUAACUACGUCAGCCACACAUGUAUAUUUAAUAACUGUUUUUAGGAACAAAAUAUUGUAUUUUCUUGUUCUCACAAGUUUGGAGUGUAUAAAAAUAAAAACGGAUGUUUCCUGUUCUGCUUAGUUUUAGAGGUAAAUUGCAGUGGCUUUUAUCUGCGCUGUUAUUGUUUAAUAGAGUGGAAUAACACAUUAUUAUUUUUUUUUCCCAGUGUUAUUAGCAAAAGUAUUAUUUACAAAAUGUGUAAUAGAAGGGAAAACAAGUAAUUUAUAUGCCACAAGAAAACAAGCAAAGACAAAAAAGUUACUUACGCACUAGCCCAACUCUCUAUGUAUAUUUAAAUAAAUUGUGGUUAUUUAGUAACUCCAAUGACCAUUAGAUGUAAGCCCACCUGCCACAUCAAGGCAAACCUCUUAAGUGGGUUCUACACAAACAAUUCCCCUCUAUUCAUUGAGCUUCAGGCAAAGAAAUCUCUGAGACAGAGAGGGCUAUUUUUCUAAACCGCUACAUAUUUAUAAACCCUUAAUAAGGAAUACAUGGAAUGGGUGGCAGCAUUGUAACAUGACUGUGUGAUGCAAAAGUGAAUACAAAUACACAAAAAUAAGUCCUGCGCUCAAACUCCCACUACUCAUGGGCGGCAGCAACAACCAUAGCGCACAUCAGCCCCAAUACAUACAAAACAAGUAAAGAAAAGAGUAUAUGCCACAUGAAGUCUGUUUAAAACACCCUUAUUGCAAAAUUCUUCCUCCAUUAGCCAUUGGCAAAGGAACGUUUUGUGUUGGAUAAUGGUAUAAUCCCCAUCUGACCUUGUGCAUUUAUUAUUUCUAUAACGCCAACAUAUUUUGCAGCACAUUACACUCGUAGAAUGAGAUGAGUAGUUGACCUACAAGAUAAGAGGCCAGAGGUGAAGAAGGCCCUGCUCAAAUGAGCUUACAAUCUACAAGAAAAAUUUACGGAAAUGGAUUCCAAUUGAUAUUAAAGAGCAAACCCAUUUGUCUGUUCUGAUAGUUUCUAUUAGCAGGUGUGUGCAAAAUUUAAUUUGAGACAUGCUCAGCUGUGAAAAAUAAUCUUUUUUUAUUUUACACUCUGCAUGUAAAGUUCGUUAUUGGUAAUGCUUACUGACUAAGCUUUUAUUAAAAUUAGUGGUUUUUGGGGAAAAUAUAUUGUACAUUUUAUAGCCUGACAAUUAAUAGUGGAAAAUGAACGUAACCAGUAUCUUUCUACUCUUUCUAAUUUACACAGAUUUCUAGAACAAAAGUAGAGUAGUUUCCCAAGACUAUAACCAUUAAAAUGCAAUUUAUUUUUUUCUCUCAUUUUCUAUUAAGGUUCUUAUUUGCCGUAACUACCGAGGAGAUGUUGAUAUGUCAGAGGUAGAGCACUUCAUGCCAAUCUUAAUGGAGAAAGAGGAAGAAGGGGCACUAUCACCCAUUCUUGCCCACGGAGGAGUCCGUUUCAUGUGGAUUAAGCACAAUAACCUAUAUCGUAUCCUAUCUGUUUUAUUAUGCAUUGAACAGUUACCGUAACUCUUAAGUUUUCAUUCCACUAAAGCUUCACACCUUUACCAAUGACAGGAAGUGGUUUGAAAGACCAAUGUUUAAGUGGUGUUUAUUGCAGACCUCAAAAUUUUCACUUACCUACUAGCCAUUGAUGAGUGAAAAUUCAGUCCUGAUAAAUAAAAAUCCCCUCAGCGUGAGUGUGCCAUGGACCUUUCUGGUUUGCAUUGGCAUGUAGGACUUGCAGUAAAUGUAGUACAUUUUGAGCCCUGUCUUUGUAUACCAAGCACCCAAUUUGGUGUCCAGUUGGGUUUGGUUUAUUUUACUAAAUGACUGCAAAAUAUGGAUGUGUGCGUGAUUUGUUGAGAAACUGAGGAGGAGGCAGUCAUUUACAUGCAGGUAUUCCACACAUUUUUAAUUCAUCUGCACAGAUAUCCUAAUCCUCCUUAAAGGGGAACUGUUAAUUCUCUGGAAUUUUUUACAAUUAAAUACAACAUUGAAAAGCAACUAUAAUUUGUGUUAAUCUAGUUUUUCAUGAGAUACAUCUUUAUAGUAAAGAUUUCAUAAUCGACAUUCUAAUCUGGGUCAAGCAAGGUGAAAUUUCCAAUUGAAGAGGAAAAGUAAAAACAUUGUGUCAUUUCUCCUUUUCUUCUAUGCUUUCUUUGUGCUAACUGUCAGAUUCAAAGGGCAAAAUUUGUAACAAUGAUUAAUGGAAGCUCCCAGUUACAGGUGUGGAUUUUUACAUUGUGUUUAAAUGUAAAACAACAAAUGCCUUUUCAUUAGAGUUCAUUAUUUUCCAGAAAUAAGGUAUGAAUGAUAUCUGUCUGUGUUUUACCCUAUUUAUGUGCAUUAUGGCACAUGGACGCAUAUCUAUUUUUUGCUUUACAAUAAAGGAUUUUCCCCACCAUACAUCUAGUAGCUAUCUGCUGGAUAGGAGAUAUGUACACAUUAACAGACCACUGCACCUCUUUUAAACCUGAAGCUGUGAAAAAAAUGCCCAGAGUAGAAUCACUUGCAGUAUUUUGAUAUGCAUCUCAUAUUACCUUUAUUUUUUGAUUGGGUCACUCCAUGCAGCCAUGCGAAGUGAUUCAUUUGCCAAAGUUACUGACAGCCUAACACUAAUACCCACAGAGAUAGGUGGUAUUUUACAUAAAAUGUAUACCGCGUGCCCUAUUUUUCAUUGAAUUAUACCAAUUGUAUGUUAUAAGAAUAUCACUGCUACCUCAAUGUGGCUAAAAUAAUUUUGUUAACUCCCCCAGAACUCAUGCCCAAUAUUAAAAGUACAGUUUAGUGUGUCUUCACAUUAUGUGCAAUAGGCAAUUCGACUAAUGUUUAUAAGCCUUCAGAUCUUCUUGCACUGCAAACGCAUAGAUAGGUGUAAUUACCAUAUUUUAGAUUUAUAUCUUUAUUCCAUUUGCUGUAAAACUCUCUGUAAUUUAUCUGUACAUGCUGUAUUCAUCAGUUUGAAUUUGCCUUAAAAAGAUAUUAGUUGUGGCAACAUCCAAGAAGAAUGCAUGUGUGUCUUUGGUCUUCUCUUUUCUUUACAAAGUGGUCCAGGUAUGUAAAUUCACAUCUUUGAUAUAAUCUAUGUGGAAUGUGUAAUAUAUUAGCCACUCUUUAGUUAAGACUCUUAAAAGCUUACUACACACAUGUGGGUAUUUAACAUGCACAGUCAUUCUUUAUACCAAUUUAUACUUUUUGUGAUCAUCAGACACAGUUAAAUUAGACAUUCUUUGUUUCAACAAAGGAAUUAUUUCAAGUUCUUAACACAACACUUAUUCCUUUGUUUUACUCUAUUUUUUUAGACCGUUUUUUUAAAACUCAAAUACAUUUUCUCACCCUGCACUUUUUGCUUUUAUUCGGUGUUAAUUAAUAUUUAACAUACUAUCUAUAACUUUUUUAAAUUUUUUUUUUUUUUUUUACGGUGCACACAGUAUUGAUUAUUAAUAGUAAUAAACUUUAUUUUGGUGUGUUGACUAAACAUUUGUGUUGCGUUGAGAACUAAUAAAUUAGACCAAAAUAUAGAAUGCAUAUACUACUUCAAGUGAAGCAUGAAAUCUUGAGAAAUGGCAAACAUGACCAUUAUUAAGUCACACAGCUUGUUUUUUUUUUUUUUUGUGUGUUUUUUUUUUAAUUUAGAAUUUUUUAAUUUAAUUCAAAUUUUGUAUACUUGCUUUGGUAUUUUCGAUUUAUCUAAUUAUUUGCGAUUUCUGCACAAUUGGCUCUUGAUGGUAUAUGAAGCAAUAAAUUCUAAAACUGUAGAAGAUAAGUGUCAUUAAACAAACAUUACCAUUAAACUGCAACUUUAAAAAAAACAAAACUUAUUGGGCAUUGCCAAAGCAGUAUAGAUAAGCCAGCAAUGAUGAAGGAAUUUGAGAGUCAGGUAUAUACAAAACCGUUUUAAAUAUAGUUGGGAUAAUUCAACAGAACCUGUAGUGAUGGGUAGUAAGCAUCUAUUUGGUGAUCUUAAAAUACGGUUAAUAGGAACAAACGGAACAAUACUGUACUUAUGAGAUUACAAUUUAGGUGAGGGUGUCCCCAAAGACCUCCUACACUUUCCCUUUAAUCCCUAGUUUCUCAACCCAUGGUACGUGUACCCUAGGGGGUAUGUGUACCAAAGUGAGGGGUAUGCCAAGUGGUGGCCAGUUAGUGCAAAAUAGAGGCGGUGUCAUAGCUAUACUUUUGUGUCAGUGUCUUCUGUGUGUAAGUGUGUGUGUGUGUGUAAAUGUGCGUCAGUGUCCUCUGUUUGUAAAUGUAUGUGUCAGUGUCCUUUGUGUGUAAAUGUAUGUCAGUGUCCUUUUUUUUUUUUUCUUCUUCUUUCUCUCUCUUAAUUCUUCGUGCACGAAAGAAAUACAAACAGGCAAGCGAUGCCACAACAGCUAUUGCCAGCUUUUAGGUUAAUAUUUAAAGACAUGUUUGGCAUAUCAGAACAUUGCACUUUUUAUAUAUUAUUAUGUAGAUUCAUCAAAGAUAAGAUCAACAUGUUAGUUAUAAGAUAAGGCAGACAAAAUACUGUUUCGGGUUAUCAUGACUUUUGUAAAAUUAUAGGGUCACAGGCUUAACUAAGUUUGCUUUUUUGUUUCGUGUAAAAGUACGAAAACAAAAAAGCAAAACGAGAAAUAAGUAAAUAUAACUUGUCAUGAGUUAAACAGGCUAAGUAACUGCUUUUCUACAGUAGGUUACUAUUGUCUAACUUUGCUUAAUAGAGGGAGGAUGAUUACCCCUGGGCAGGCAAGUAUACUAUAAAUAGGUUGGUAAGCCACAUCUCUGCCUGUGCCGUGCCAUCUAUGGUUAAUGCACUGUUCAACCUAUGCCCUCCUCUGCAUGCCUAGUUGCAUAGUGAGAAAAAUUACAAGAAUCCUGCUCCAUAUUACCCCACCUGUCCCAGAUAAGAUGGUUGUUCCCCACUCUGGUCCCACUACUCCAUCGUGUGGUUGCAGGCAAGACUUCACUUGUUCACUGGGCCUUCUAUAGGGAUUCCACUGCUUGUGUUGAGUUGAGGACUUCUGCGGGGUUGAGUGGUGUCAAAGGGUUCUUCUCUUAAGGAGCGGUGUCCCAUGUGGUCUGCGGGUUCCAUCCGGGCUGAUCCGUCUGUGCCAGGGAUUGUUGCGGCUCUGCAAGGGCCCUCCUGAAACUGUUGUUUUCUCGGGUCUCUCGUCUCGCUCUUGCACCUGCCGGAUCGAGCUGGCUUUACCCCUUUGACGAGGUCGUCGUAUGGGUUGUCUCAUAGGCACUCCCACGGUUCCAGGAAUCGGUCUCCGUUUACCAUUGCUCUCAUGAAGGUCGCCUGGGCCUAGUGUCGGCCAUUUAUGGUAGUGAGUGCGGAGGCAGCUGCUACAUCUCCCCGCCUGGCCGUUUGUGGUGUGCUCCGUGGCAAGGUUUUGGGCGGCUUUUCUGGUGUUAAGGGUCUCAUGCAGGCUUCCAGUUUCACCCAGAAGGCAGUAAAGAUGCUGUGCAGCUGGAGCUCCGUUGCGCGCCACGUGUUGUCUGUCGGCGGUGUGGUGAACAUCCGCCAUUUUGGGAACCACAGUGGCGGAUUGCUCGGGGCUCUGUGGACCUUUCACUGUCCCACCGAUUUGCCGGGGGAUCAUGUGGGGGCAGACCGGGUUGAUCCCCACCGGUCCAGAGAGGGGGCAACAAGGGCUUACUUCCAGAUACCCGGCUCUGUGCUGCUGCCGGGGAGGAGCCAUCUCCCCUGCGCCUGCCAUGUUUGUAGGUCUCACGAUCGUUGAGGGUGAGUAUUGCUCAAUGCGUCGCUUGAAAGGUGUCAUUCUGGUCACCUCGUUUUCCUCUCUCGUUUGGUGGCCUUUUAAUCUCGAUUUAGUGCCAUUUUGAUAGUGAAAGUCAGUUUUAAAAGCCGCGUUCAGCAGGGUCUGCUGAGGUGAGCGUCCUUACAGCUCUGCGGUCAGGCCCCACCCCCGUGUCAGUGUCCUUUGUGUGUCAGUGUCCUCUGUGUGUAAAUGUGGGUGUGUGUGUUCUGUGUGUGUAAAUGUGGGUGUGUGUGUUCUGUGUGUAAGUGUGUGUAAAUGUGUCUGUGUUCUUGGUUGUUGUGGUUAUGGUGUACGGAAAGCUCUGAUGUCAAAGUUAGCAUAGAGUUUCCCAAAAAGGACUUUGUAAUGUAAUACUUGUUUUUGUUCAUACAGCACAAAUGGCAUCAAGCCAAAAAUAUAUAAUCCAUGUUUUAGUUUAGUAUGUCUAUUUUGUUUUGGUCCAGGUAUUUUCUGAAUACUUUAAAGAGCUAGAAGAAGAAAGUAUCCGUGAUAAUUUUGUCAUCAUAUAUGAAUUGUUAGAUGAAUUAAUGGAUUUUGGCUAUCCUCAAACAACAGACAGCAAAAUCUUGCAAGAGUAAGUAUUAUAUGUGUUUGUUAAUGUGUCACAUACAUACAUGGUCAUUCACUAAAGUGAAUUUAAAAUUUAAGGCAAAAGUAGAAGAUCUGGAAGCAUAGCUGAAUUAGAGAAUUUUCCAUUUAAUCUAUUCCGACCUUUAAAGGGAUACUAUAAGCAACAAAACAACUUUAACUUAAUCCCUUAAUUCUGACUGGUAUGUUAUGCCGUCAUACAAAUGGAGGGCUUUAACCAUGUUAGGGCAGUAUUCCCUAAUUAAUAGAAAUAUAGCAAUUAUACAGAAAUUGCCGAUAUUGAUCUCUUGUGGAGGCCGCAGGCUACCCAGAGGUCUGUCAUUGCGUCGCCAUCCAUCGGUUUAUCCUGAUUGUCAAGUGAGAUAUCCUUCACUGGGGACCAUGGCGUGGGGACCAUUGUUGGCAGAAACCACAACUCAUCACUCCAGCCUACGGUGAGCCUCCGGUCACUGAAGAGACUCUGAGGGGUCUCUUGGACGAGCUUGAAAUAUCACGGCCGUCAUCAGUCCGUUCCAUGAUGAGAUUGAUGGGGUCUCUGCUCUCCUGCACAACACAGAGGUGAAUACAGUUCAUGAGAAAGGGAUCUCUGGAACAAGGUCUGCAUACUGUGCAGCGCUCCCUAGGCCAGACUCAAGAGAACAUGGUGUCCAUGGAGGACAGGAGGAGCUUGAAGAAUAUCAAAAUGCGUGGACCUGAAAACAGACACACUGUGGAGAUUUUACAUUUUCUUCUGAAGCUUACUCACUCCUUUUCUGACAAGCAAGCCAAGGCAAUGCCUCUGUAUCAAUGGUACUGGAUACCUAAACCAUCCUCCAGCGCUCUAGAGACAAGCAGGGAUGUUGUAGUCCAAUUCCAAUAGAACCAAGACAGACUGUCGUUAUGGCGGCGAUCCGCAGUAAGUCUUCACUACGCUUUGAAGACCACUCUCUGAGCUUCUAUCCUGAUUUGUCCAGACACACUGUGGAGUGGCGCAGAUCCCUGCGGCCACUCACUAAGGAGCUAAUCGCUGAUAAGCUACAAUAAAAAUAGGGACAACCAUGUUGCCUGCAGAUUGCUCGUGACAAUGGCACGAAAAGUCACUGAUGCUUUGGAAAUGACAUCCACACUGCUGAAGCCUAGGUUAUCAGCCACCCUUACUGAACCGACCACUUCCCUCCUCGCAAUGAGACCAACAACCUGGGACCCUGAGAAGGUUUUCCUAUUUGUGUCGGGGUCUCUAUCUGAGACUCUUCAUCUACAUCAAUACCGUGACUGGCCUGCAAGCAGUCUUUUGAUAUUCUGUUUUGCUUCAGUUUUUGUUCCUAUUGCUUUUUAUUUGCGUUCUUAUCUGUGACACAUACCGUGUUCCUGGCUACAAUUAUCCGUGAGUCUCUCAACCUUACUACUCUAGCUGAUCCUCUCCUUGCUUUCUUAUUUUUUUUGUUUUCUUGUCUUCAUCUUACAAAUGUGCCAUUAUCAUUCAUGCCACAAUUCUAUGUUUUCUCAAUGAAAAGCUUGUUGCUGUUGUGGCCCUACAAGCCUGUAAUCUUAAACCCUGAAAAUAAAGAUUGACAACAUUUUUUUUUUUUUUUAUUAUAUACAGAAAUAAUAAAAAAUAACGUUGGAAUCAAAUAUUAUUAUAUAUACAGUGUGACCCAAAAGUAGGUGUAUAGUAUAGUUUAUAUGUUUAAAGGUGAUUCUUUGACCUCAUUUGCAUAUGCCCACCCAGAAUCCCUUGCAAUGGUAAGAGUACUGCAAAUGUGAUAUUUCUAUGGGAAAAGCAAGUCUUGUUGCUUGAUUGGUCUGUGCAGAUCUGUGUUUAACAAUGUAUUUACUAUCCACUGAUUUCAGAUGGAAGGGGGUUUCAAUCACCUUUUAUCCCACCAAACUCUAUUGGUUUGUGCUCCACAAAAUUAAAACUUUUUUUUGUUUUAACGCUGAACAGAAACUUCAAUGAGAUGAAGCAGUUGCAGUGCAUACUGUGACCCUUUUAAGUGCAUAGUAGAUUGAAAGAAAAAUGCUGUUAGGGACAUACCUGGCUGACUGUUUUUUUGUUUUGUUUUUUUUCUCACACCGGGUAUAUGACCAUUAUGUAUUUGAUCCCUAUUUAUUUUUAACUUUUAGAAAAUGAACAAAGUGGAAGCCUAGUAUAAGGUAAAUUGGUAGGGCAGUGAAGGGGUUAACCCUAAAUAGAAUAUGAAGAGAAAAAAGAGGAGGAACACUGCCGUGAAUAAAGUAAUUAAAACAUAACUUUUAAUAGUGAAAAAUACGAUAGUGAUAGCUACACAAAAGAUUACUCUCAACAGACCUCAAUGUACACAGAGGGAAUAAGGAGAGAUAAUGUGUGAAGUUUAAAACCGUAUUAAAUUAAUUGACAUCAGUCAAAAUAGACAGAUAUAAUGAGAGUUUACAUGUCAAACUCUAAGCAGAGAAUACUGUGACUGUAGAAUAAAGUUGGGUAGAUCACUAAACAAUGUAGCAGGGAAAAAUUGCUAUCAAAUGUUGCAAUAUGGCAAUUGUUACAGCCUGAUAGACAUCAGAGCGUGUAAGGUACCACACAGCAGAGUGUCAAUACACCAACAUAAAUUAAACAGUAUAUACUGUGAUGUGCCUAUAAGUAUAGGUAAAGCUUAGACAGAAGUAGUAGAUAUUAUCUGAUCUGUCUCUUAUUGCUGUUAAGCAGAUUGCAAGAUGAAGUAAAAGAUUAUAUAUGAAUAAACAUCUACUGUACUAUUUCAAUAUAAUUUUUGCCAGAUGAUUUAAACAAAUACAGAGUUUAAGUUAGUAAUAAGUGACUCUGCAGAAAUAUAUAUCUGUGCCUACAGGGGCACUAACUAUAUCUGCAUAUGUUAAUGAAAUACGGAUUAGAGAGAGAAGUAUACAAAUUGGAUUGUCAAAAGAAAAAUUAUUAUAUCAGUGUAUGUAUGUAUGUAUAUAUCUGUGCCUUCAAGGGCACCUUUUGCCAAAUAAUUUUAACAAAUGCAGAGCUCAAGAUAGUGAGUGACUCUACAGAAAUAUAUAGAUCUCUGUGCCUUCAGGGGCACCUAUCAAGUAGAGGAACUAGCCGUAGUAACUAAGCAGAUUAGAAAGAAAAGUACAGAGAUUAGAUGAUUUUAUCAGUGUAUAACUAUUCCUUCAUGGGCACCUGUCUCCAAUAUAAACUGCUAAACUAGCUGGCUAACACACGAGAAAACCCUGCAAAGCGUGAUAUUAGUAAAGGAUAGAUUGUCUGCAUUGAUUCCUAAUCUCUAUGCGCUAUGUCCGCGCUUGCCUUUGUUUGCAGGCAGCAAUCAACUAGAAUCCCGCAGCCUAAAUCACCCGUGAACAGAUAGAUUAGUGAGUUUGAAAUCCACACGUACUAAACCAAGCGCUCUGACGUCUAGAUGUAUCGCUACCUUUGAUAGCGGCUGGAGCACAAUGACACAAACUUUCUCCAAACACUGGUCCAUACUUCUACACAAUUCCACACUGAAACUAUUUAGCUCCCAUUCCAUUGAAACCCAACUGGCUUACAAACACCAAGGGAACAUAUAGAUGUGGCCAUUGUAAGGCCUGUCAGUUAAUCACCCCCUCACAAUCUACCACAGCAACACAAUCUAAUAUCACCAUCAAAACCAAUGCUUUGGUGAAUUGCAGUACUACCCGAUUAAUAUAUCUAAUUACAUGCAAGUGUGGUAUUCAGUACAUUGGGAAGACCUUCCAACCAUUCCGCCGGAGUAUUCUCCAACAUGUGAACUCCAUAAAAAAACACCAUAACCCCUACACCUGUAGUCAGACACAUUGUGAAUUUUCACCAGGGUAAUGCUGAUAAUCUGAGGUUUCAAGCCAUUGAAAAAUUGGCACCCAAUCCCAGGAAAGGGAAUUUCAACCAACAGUUACUCCAAAAGGAAUCACAAUGGAUCUAUUCAUUCAGGACUUUGACCCCACAGGGACUUAAUAAGGAGUUUAAUUAGGUAAAAAAUAUUUUUUUUCUGCAUUAUUUAUUGCAAGAAAUAUGAUCCAUUUAAAUGCUUAUCACAGUGGGUAGUGAUCCCUUAAAUGCCUUUUGCAGUGGAUAUGAUACAUUUAAAUUCUUACUGCAGUGGAUUGAUAUAUAAAUCAUCUAAUAGGAUGGCAUAAUUAUAAUAAUAACCUCCUGCAUUAUCUGUUGCAUAUAAUAUAACACCAGUAGCUUAUGCCAUCAAUGUGUACUUAUGAGUUACCACUUAUGAUUUAACAUCUCUUGGAAACAGAGCUUUUGUGGUCCUUUCUGACCACCAUCUCUCGUCAGUAACAACUGAUGUCAUCUUUUCUAAUCACCAAUCAGCAUUUUGAGCGCCUUAUUUAAACUCUCACCGACAGGGAUUGAGUUCCCCUUGAAAAGCCGCCUUACCGGCGAAAUGCGCGUCGAGGUUGGAGAUCGCUAUCUAGAUCACCUCAGCCUUAGCCUUCCGUCCCUUUGCUAUUUAUUUUCUAACUUUGGGACUUUAUUGUCAUUGCAAAUUUAUCUAAGAUCACGGGUGAUUUGGGCUGCGGGAUUCUAGUUGAUUGCUGCCUGCAAACAAAGGCAAGCUCGGACAUAGCGCAUGGAGAUUAGGAAUCAAUGCAGACAAUCUCUCCUUUACUAAUAUCACGCUUUGCAGGGUUUUCUCGGCUGUUAGCCAGCUAGUUUAGCACUUUAUAUUUGAGACAGGUGCCCAUGAAGGCACAGUUAUACACUGAUAAAAUCAUCUAAUCUCUGUACUUUUCUUUCUAAUCUGCUUAGUUACUACGGCUAGUUCCUCUACUUGAUAGGUGCCCCUGAAGGCACAGAGAUCUAUAUAUUUCUGUAGAGUCACUCACUACUAUCUUGAGCUCUGCAUUUGUUAAAAUUAUUUGGCAAAAGGUGCCCUUGAAGGUAUAUAUAUAUAUAUAUAUAUAUAUAUAUAUAUAUAUAUAUAUAUAUAUAUAUAUAUAUAUAUAUAUAUAUAUAUAUAUAUAUAUAUAUAUAUAUUUAUAUUAUUUUUUUUUUUGACAAUCUAAUUUGUAUACUUCUCUCUCUAAUCCGUUUUUCAUUAACAUAUGCAGAUAUAGUUAGUGCCCCUGUAGGCAUAGAUAUAUAUUUCUGCAGAGUCACUUACAGUUGCAAGAAAAAGUAUGUGAACCCUUUGGAAUGAUAUGGAUUUCUGCACAAAUUGGUCAUAAAAUGUGAUCUGAUCAUCAUCUAAGUCACAACAAUAGACAAUCACAGUCUGCUUAAACUAAUAACACACAAAGAAUGAAAUGUUGCCAUGUUUUUAUUGAACACACCAUGUAAACAUUCACAGUGCAGGUGGAAAAAGUAUGUGAACCCCUAGACUAAUGACAUCUCCAAGAGCUAAUUGGAGUGAGAUGUCAGCCAACUGGAGUCCAAUCAAUGAGAUGAGAUUGGAGGUGUUGGUUACAGCUGCCCUGCCCUAUAAAAAACACACACCAGUUCUGGGUUUGCUUUUCACAAGAAGCAUUGCCUGAUGUGAAUGAUGCCUCGCACAAAAGAGCUCUCAGAAGACCUACGAUUAAGAAUUGUUGACUUGCAUAAAGCUGGAAAGGGUUAUAAAAGUAUCUCCAAAAGCCUUGCUGUUCAUCAGUCCAUGGUAAGACAAAUUGUCUAUAAAUGGAGAAAGUUCAGCACUGCUGUUACUCUCCCUAGGAGUGGCCGUCCUGUAAAGAUGACUGCAAGAGCACAGCGCAGACUGCUCAAUGAGGUGAAGAAGAAUCCUAGAGUGUCAGCUAAAGACUUACAAAAGUCACUGACAAAUGCUAACAUCCCUGUUAGCGAAUCUACAAUAUGUAAAACACUAAACAAGAAUGGAUUUCAUGGGAGGAUAACACAGAGGAAGCCACUGCUGUCCAAACAAAACAUUGCUGCACGUUUACAGUUUGCACAAGAGCACCUGGAUGUUUCACAGCAGUACUGGCAAAAUAUUCUGUGGACAGAUGAAACCAAAUCGUAUUUUUUACUAUUAAAAAUUAUGUUUUAAUUACUUUAUUCACGGCAGUGUUCCUCCUCUUUUUUUCUCUAUUUAUUUGUAAGUUUUAGUAAUUGUACAUUAUUAUAUAAUAUACUUUUUUUUUUUUUUUUUUUGCCUUUUCAUUAUCCUAAGUCAGUGUUUUAAGGGUUACUCCAAGAACUAACUACUUUAGUGAAUUGUAGUGGUCAUGGUGCCUGGAGUCAGUAUGUGCAAUAUUUCACAUACAGAGAUUAAUAUAGAGAUUAAUAUAACCUGUGCCAUUUAAUAUUAACAGUUUGUGUUGACUCCCAAUGUAAAAUCAUUAAAUUAUAUUUGGGUUCAAAACGCAUUAACGUCUUUUUUAACAUUUAAUGACAUGCCUUUAAAUGCCUAGACUAACUGAUACAUAAAAAGAAAAGGUUGAAUUUUUUUUCAGUAUAACUGUUUUUCUUCUUUUUAUGUGUCUGUUAGUCUAUGCCUUCCAACUAAGCACAUAAAGGCAUGCCAUUAAAAUAGUAAUAGGACGCUAAUGCCUUUUGAAAUGAAAUGUACUAAUUCUACAUUGGAAGUCAAUAGAAACUGUUAAUAUAAAAUUGUUUUAUUAUUGAGUCGCUUCAGUAGGACAUUUGUUACAUCUCAUAUUGGGGUUAAGCACUUGUUUCCUACACUCCUAUUAAGAGUGAUGAUUUAUUUAUUUUGUUGCUGUUUUGCAAUAUACACUCCCUCCGCCCCCCCCCCUCCUAUUUUCUCUUAAUGUCAAUUCGGUGCAACGUUUAAUAGAUUGAUGGCCACUGGCUGACAGCAGUCAGCUGAUUCUCUCAGCCAAUGAAUGUCAACCUCCAUGGCUUCUGCCUUCUGCAGCUCUGGACCACCAGGGAUCCUAGGAGCGAAAUCCUGGGUAAAGGAGCAAACCCAGUAGGGCAAGGGACCAAACCUAGUCUAAGCGGUUUACCCCAUUACCAGGGAACCAAGCCAGGGUACUCCAGGUACCAUAAACAUUUCAGUGGGCUGUAGCGGUUAUGAUGUUUGGAUUAACCUGUUAACUGUUUAACUGGACUAAACUAAACACACUCACCACAACUAAACACACAAUGGUUUAGUAUCUGACACAAUAAAGGCCUUUAAAAAAAACAAAAACAUAUUGAUGGUUCAUUUUAGUGGAAAGCUCAGUGGACGUGCAGACUCUGUCUAUUUAAAACAGUUGUUUAACAAAUAAGAAUUGAGAACCAGUUUGUCUUUGCAGCAUAGUUAACAUGAUAUCCUCCCUUAUAACAGGUACAUCACUCAAGAAGGACACAAAUUAGAAACUGGUGCCCCUCGUCCGCCUGCUACAGUCACCAAUGCUGUAUCCUGGAGAUCAGAGGGAAUCAAAUAUAGGAAGAAUGAAGUCUUCUUGGAUGUGAUAGAAUCGGUUAACCUAUUGGUAAGUAAAAUGUUAAAUAUUGUAGGUAAUGAAACAUAAGCACAAAGUAAUUAAUUUCUGUGCUUGUUUGUUCUCUACAUCCAUGCUCUUUAUAAGUCCAAUCUGACUGCUAAUAUGCAUGUUUGUAAUGCUAAAUGGGACAAUUCCACCAGCUCCAGUUUGAGGGGGAACAUAUGAAUGUUCACUGGUAAAUUUACUCUGAUCUACACUGGUUUUUAGGUAAGGGGAAUUGGAAUCAUUUUUGUAAUACAAAUGUGGAGCAAUCGCCAUGUAAUUCACUCAGUGUGUGUCAUGAUCCUUAGAACCUUGCUCCUUCUACUAGUAACCUAAUUGCAGUGAUUUACAGUUUAGUUCUGGCCUUAAAGUGUACUAAUGACUGUGCCUGGAUAAUCAUGUUAAUUGUUUUGAAAUAUUUUAUUAAUUUGCCACAAAUUAUGUGUGCUCUGAUCUCAUUCUUACUCUGUCAAAAACGUAAGGUCUUAGAUUGGCCUCUGCAAUGUCAUUAACUAUGUUAUUAAAUGGCACCCAAUCACCAUGUAGUGUAGCUCAUCUACAUAUAAAUAUGACAUUGGCUUUACAAUACAAGUUAAUUUGAACUUUAUAAUCCUAUGCGUCCUCUCAUAUCUUUUCUAAAAUACGGGUAUGUCAGCAUAUUAUCAGAUAUUUCGUUUGAAGGGACUGUAUAAAGUAGCACAAUGCAGAGAAAGCAAAUCCCUGAGUCCUCUCACAAGGCACAUUGUGUUAUCCAAGAAGUGAAUGAACUGUUCCAGACAGUCCCUAGACUCACAUUCACUGCAAUAGGACAAUUAGUAGGUAUUCACAUUUGUACUUGCAUAUACUUGCCAGUCCGUUUUGGAAGUGCAAAGAUCUUGACAAACACAACUGGCAUUAAUUCAUGUCAGCACUGCGCAUGUUCGCAUUGUAAAUGUACUAGAUGUACUAGCCGUAGAUGCAAAAUAAUCAUGAUGCAUGCUGGUUGCAUCCUCCUCCCCCCCCCCCCCCCCCCCUGUCCUUUUUUUUUUUUUUUUUGCUUCUGUGUUUUGUUGUGGGUGUCCAUUUCCCUCUCCCUCACACUCACACCUCCUGGCCUAUUUUAAUAAGAAACCAUGAUCUUCAAAGCUUUGUAUAUUUUCCAUCAGUAAGCCUAGGGAAAGCGACUUCUAGGAAUAAGUGGUAAAGCAUUCCUUCCCGUGCUGCAAACCGUUAAAUAUGAUCACCAAAGCUGUAAACACUAAAGUAUGAACUGUUCAUUUUCACAGCAGUUGAUAUUCUGUUAUUUGCUCUUCAUAAACCACAAUUUAGGGAGUGCUAUUAUUAAUAUUUGCUUAACUGUUCAGUUAUAUAAGUAGAAAUGAGUUGUGAAGAAUCUGCCUCACCCACGAUUACGUUUAGAGAAAUAUGUUAUACCUUUUAUUGUUAUUUUGUCCGGCAUAUCGAUUUGAGCAAUCCUACACUUGGCAACUGGCAAUCUUACACUAUGAAAAUGGGAAAGGCUGAAUUAUCACCAGAGUGCACUUGUUAUGAUCAUUUCUCUCAGAAACUGGUCACAGUGACCCUCAACAGCCCUGCCAGCCACCUGCCCCUCCCAAGCUGUGUCUUACAUCUCCAUAUUCAGAGCACAUUUCCUUGUUUAACCUUUUGAAUAUCUGUACGUGUGUCAGUUUAGAAGACUUGGAAAAGUUUAGAUCAUUCUUAUACUUUAAUGCCUCCGUGCUUAUUAGCAUUGUGGCUCCUCUUACCUCUCCAUAAGCUGCCACAUUUUGGUUUGAUGAGCAUCAUACAUUUUUGGAUUGCUUAGAUUUGUUUUCACUGUUUUAAUGUUCAGUGUAGUGGUUUUGAUGCAAAGUCUUUUAAUGCUGUCUUAUUGUUCCUGUAAACACUGUGAUGUCUGAUGUGAUUUCAAUUUAUUUGUAAAUGGUAAGUGAAAAUAAUGAUUGCUUUUAGAUCAGGGAGUGAAGGAGCCAAGCAGAUGGUAAACAUUGUGACUUUUUUUGUAGCUGUUGAUACUAAAGUAAACACUGUGCUGAGGUGUGGAAAUAAAAUAACAGUAACCAAAUCUACUUGUUCUUGCAUACAAAAUCAUUUCUGAUUGGAGUGCCUGCUUAGUGUCGUGGACAUUGACAAAGUCAUUCACUCAACACAUUUUUUUGUGAAUCAAAUCUGAAAUUGAAAAACUGAUACAAAAAAAAAAAAAGCUUAUCUGGGAAAAGAAUCUCCAGCUCAGCAAUAGUUACCCUUUGGCCCAGUUUUUCUUUGCAGAUUUAAUUUGUGAAAAAUCCAAUUAUUGCAAACAACACUCACCCUCUGUUCCCCACAAUUGUUUGUGUGUGUGUCUGUCUGUUGGUCAUGUGCUCUGUUUUUCUGUAGUAGCUAUCAUGGUUGGAGUAACCCUUUAACAUCCCUUUAUCUAACCUCUGUCUCUUGUCUCAUACCAAUCAAAGGUUUACCUUCCCCCCUUUUUUGAAUGGAUAAGAUAAUAAAUCACAUAUAUAAGGUAGCAUAGUGUGACAAAAGUGAAUUUAGAGAAAUUUGCAGGGUUAUUUACUAAAGUGAGAAUUGAAUGUGAAAUUUAAAUUUAAGGCCAGAGUAGCUAAACUGAAAGCUGACAUAGUGAUCUUAAAUGUUAAAUUAACUUUGGAUUCACAAUUUAGUGAAUAACCCAGUUGGUAUAUGCAAUGAUCCAUACUGAAAUUUUCAAUGAAAAAUAAGAAUCACAUAGAAUGCAAUUAGUACAAUUAUCCAGCAUACCAAGGCAAAAAUAAUGGUGCAGCAUUAUAUUGACGAAAACACCGGUGAGGGAGAAAACGUGAGCCGUAUAUAUAAUGAUUCAGGUGUAUCUGGAAAAGGAAACCCCAAGCAAGGGGGUGCAUCACCCAAAAACAUUAUGUAAUUGUGCUCAUAAAUAUGAAAUGGACAAUUGUUUCAGAUUACAUAAAUUGAGAAAGCAACCCUAUCUCCUCCAGUAAAUUGAUGAUCCUCACUGGAACAACACAGUGUGUCUAAGUUGUUCUAAGUGUAAGCUAUACAAAUUAACAAGUAACCCAGCAGCUCAAGCCCUAGUGGGAUUGCCUGUCCUGUGGAGAUAAGACCUCAAACCAAAUGGAGCUUUUUAUGCAUUUGGGGCAAUGAUCACAUGUUGUUAAGAGUUCCGGUUUACUGAGGGAGCAUGUGGUUUGUGCCUCCCGGCAGGUGCAGACCAUCAUAAUUACUCUCUCAUAGUCCCGGUGCUCUGACUUGUUAGAAUGGGAAUGUGAGGGAUUGGUAAAUCUGGUCUGCACUUUCUGCACAGCACUAACCCAUCCUAUGUAGCGACCUUGUGAUUUGUUUGCAGCAGAGCUUAAGACAAAACAAAUUGCAUGCCCAAAAAUACAUGUGCCUGGGCGAUAUGAAUAACACAUCCUUGACUAUGCAAUGUGUUGCUUGUUUUGAGCCUUUGAUCUUUUACCCUGCCACAUGACCCAUUCAAAUGUUAUCUACAUGAACACUUAUGUCUAUUAAACAUGGGUGUAGAGAUGCAUGUUAUUUUUCCUGAAUAUUGUCUUCUAGGAAACACUCUGCAGAGCCCAUGCCAUAAAUUGUAUCCAUGUUAUAAAUAUCAUCUACCACAUUUAAUUUGUAACUCUCUCCUAGGUCAGUGCAAAUGGCAAUGUAUUGCGAAGCGAGAUAGUUGGAUCCAUCAAAAUGAGAGUGUUUCUCUCAGGAAUGCCUGAACUCAGACUUGGACUAAAUGAUAAAGUUCUUUUUGAAAACACAGGACGUAAGUUGUGGGGGGUGUUGUUCCUCUUUGCCAGAAAUUGGCUUUUUUAUUAAGAGCUGAAUGGCAGCCAUUGCUAUGUGAAACUCAUUCAGCUGUUCAAAUAAUGACCGUUAAAUUUAUUUCAGCCAUUGUGCAUGGACACUUGAUUGUCAUUCGGUUGCAAUUUGACUUAAAGGGACACUCCCCAAAACAGCUUUAUUUAAUCAACCAGUUUUGGUGUAUAGAUCACCCCCCUGUAGUUUUACUGCUUAAUUCUUUGCCAUUUAGGAUCUUUGCCACAGAUUUGUUUUUACAGCCUAAGGCACACCUCUCUGCAUGUGACUUGCACUGCAUUCCUUCAUGUAAAGCGUCAUCUAAUGCUUAUACUUCCUUUUAUUGCAAAUUCUGUUUAAUUUAGAAUGUAUCUCCUGCUCUGUUAAUAGCUUGCUAGAUCUUGCAGGAGUCUCCUGUAUGUGAUUAAAGUUCAAUUCAUAGAGCAGAGCUGGAGAUAAAAAAAGUUCAGUUACGUCUGAUUGAAAAUGAAACCAUUUGGUUUUCAUGUAGUCUGUCUCAAUCACAGAGAGGGAAGAAGUGUGGCUAUGGCUAAAUAAAUGAAACAAAAGUGAUUUAACUCUUAAAUUGCAGUGAAUCUUCAGAGGCAUGAUAUAUACACACAAAAAACUGCUUCAUAAACCUAAAGUUGUUUUGGUGACUAUAGCUUUAAGCUUUUCUCAAACAAGUCUCACUUCUCAAUUAUUUUAAUUUGAAAAUUUGCUUGGAUAUUGAAUAAUAAAGUAAAUCUCCGAGAGAUGUUUUCAACCAAAUUGAAGAGCACUGAGCUGAAUGACUGUGCUCCAAUUUGCUAUAGCAGCUUUUCUGCUUCCUGAAUAGAUCACAGUGUAUAUCUUGUUAAUUAUUUUCCUGCAUUGAUCGUGUACUAUUACUCUACACUAAAUGUAGACGACCUUCAACUGAGCUAUGUGGUGAUACUUUCCUUUAAUUGUAGGCAUCCUAGUGUAAUGACAAAGUUGUUUGUUUGGGAAAAAUCGUAUUUUGGACCACAAUAACAGAAUUUUUUAACCUAAAACCUCUGAGUUGGCUUAUUUUUGCCAUUACUUUGAAAUUGUGACUAUUACGUCAAGUGAAUAACUUAAACACUGUUUUGAUGUUCAAUCUAUUUCUUACACUGUUGUAUUCAAUGCUACAGGUGGGAAAAGCAAGUCAGUGGAGCUGGAAGAUGUCAAGUUCCACCAAUGUGUACGCCUUUCUAGAUUUGAGAAUGACAGGACUAUAUCGUUCAUUCCUCCUGAUGGAGAGUUUGAGCUCAUGUCUUAUCGUUUGAACACACAUGUAAGUGUUGAGGUAUGAGUUUUUUUCUACACAUAAGUUGUAUAAAUAAAAUUCCACAUUUCCUAUAUACAUACAUACAAAAAAAAAAACCCUAAAAAAAUGAUUUAGCUAUUUCAUGAAAAAAUUGUAAAAGCACUGAUUAAUCUUUGGAAAUCUGAACUGUAACAAAUAUACGACUCCAGGCACAUUAAACACUUCAAGUUGAAGUGGUUUGUGUAUCUUAGUGUCCCUUUAAAAAGGCAUAGUCACAUUUCUGUUACUGUUUCAUUUACUGUUGCCUUUGCAAAUCAAUACGGUAAACCCAUUAUAUUAAAAAUGUUUACUGGGAUAAAAUGGUCAUUAUGUUAUAGUAUUCCAUCUUAUUGUAAAGCUCUUCAGAAUAAGCUGGCACUAUAUAAAUACCAAUAAUAAUAAUAGUAUUAUUCCUGGUUUUCUGGUGCCACCAUCUUUAAAGCGGAUUUUGUCACACACUUGGCUGUUUUUAUUUUAUCCUAACCUUCUUAUUUAAAGGGAAAUUAUAGUGUCAGGAAAACGUUUUUUUUUUCCUGGCACUUCAGUUCCCUAUAGUGCCCCCUACUGUCUCCCUCCUACAGUCCUUCCAAAGGGCUACAGUCCUUCCCCAGGUCCCCACCCAUGUGUGGUGGGUGGGGGCCCUUAAGUGAAAAGGGGGGGAGGGGGCUACUGUUACACUGUAAUAAAUGGGUCCUCAAUCUGGAGCUCACUUGCAUCACAUCCAUUCCAGUCGGCUGAAUUGAAUGUAUUAUACUGAUUUUAUUUUUCACUUGGCUUUGCGAAGCAUUUAUUUUUACACUUACAAACUUUUGUCUGCUAAACAAUAAAGAGUUUUGCAUUGGUUGCUGAAGAACUGUGCUGAAAUUGAAAUAUAUUUAUUUGCAUAUUUGCAAGUGCUUUUUAUUUUCCCCUACCAGAAUUCAGAAAUAAAUAAUAAAAAUACUUUAGUCCAUACUAUGUAUUUUCACAAAUUUUCCAAUGUGUUUUAGGUAAAGCCUCUCAUCUGGAUUGAAUCUGUAAUAGAAAAACAUUCCCACAGUCGCAUAGAGUAUAUGAUCAAGGUAGGUAACUCCAGAAGUACAUUUUCAUGUCCAUCACAAGUAAUAAAAGCUCUUCUAAUUAUUCAUAAAGUGUCAUUGACGCAAGUUGCUGGGGACAAACCCAGUGAGCACCAUAAAAUGUUUUUUAGCAGAAAGACAGAUUGAGUACCCCUGCCUCCAAAAAAUAAGUUAAUACAUGUGUGACAAUCUAAAAUAACAAUACAAUAUCUGUACACAGACCGGGUCUGGUCUUUGCAGCAAUGCAGAAAACAAGUUAUUUGCCUGAUGCAGUACUGUGAUCAAUCCAUACAUUCAAAUACUUGGGUGAUGCAAUGAAAUCUACAGAGAAACAUAAGCAGCUUAAUGAAUAACUAUUGAGAGCCUACUAUCAAGAAUAUGAGAACUGCCAGCCAUAAAUAACAAAACAGAGGCUGGGAUUUCACUUAGAUUGUGCGAGCCAUUACUUUUAAUUAAAAUCCAUGCAGUCCUUUACUUUCAUUAAUAUUCCUGGAAGAUAUGCACUGUAUCCAUUUCCACUGUAAAUAUCAAAAAGGCCUCUUUUCAUAAGUUCAUUGUCCAUGUCACUGACUCGCAUUAUGACAACAUGAUAAAUCACCUUAGAGGUAAGUCAAAGACUCCUAGGAAUGUCUUUCUGCAGGAUUUGCAGGUUUCGGAUCAUGUGAAUAUUCCUAUGGAUGAGGGAUUGCUCCAAAAUCACCCCCGUAAGCUAUUAUUUGUUUAAAUCUUCUUAACCCCUUAAGGAUACGUGACAUGUCAUGAUUCCCUUUUAUUCCAAAAGUUUGGUCCUUAAGAGGUUAAAUCGAUCUCUAUACAAGGAACAUUUCUUUCCUCAUAUUGACACACAGCAUCCAGAUCAUGAUCUAGGAGUAGAAGUAAGAGAUAAAAGUGGCAACAAAUAUUUUAGAAUUUCCAUGUUUUUCUAUUGACUCAUGAUGCGCCGCACAGUUGCAGAAUGCAGUAUCUUCUCAUUCUCAUUUGCCAACUCCAUUCAGUUCCUUUUGUCGUCUUCACGUGGUACUUGGUAGCUUAUACUUCCUCCUGGUAACCAACCAACCUUUAAAAUGGUACAAACAUACAGAGCAUAAUUUCUGAUUUUAUUUGUUUUCUCUCAGGCUAAAAGUCAGUUCAAACGCAGAUCCACAGCCAACAAUGUUGAGAUUCACAUUCCUGUGCCAAAUGAUGCAGACUCCCCAAAGUUUAAAACCACUGUGGGAAGUGUAAAAUGGGUUCCUGAGAACAGUGAAAUAGUGUGGUCUAUAAAGUCAUUCCCGGUAAGAAGAAAAAUCUAUGUGUAUAUGAAGUAAAGUUCCGCUUGUGUAUUCUUACAAACCCUGUAAUAUAUACAGAUUAUUUCUGGUGGAUUAAAAUGUUUUCAAAAAACCUAAUCUAGAGUUUCGCAACAAAAUGGCGUCUGUAUUUGGACGUGCUACAUUGAUGCAUGCCUGUGAUACAUAUAGAUUAGUGAUUUUACAUAAUUUAUGUAGAGAGAGAACCAGACCAUCAUUUGUAUUUAGAGAAAAGGGGGUUUCAGGAUAUAUUGUAUGAUUUUUCUGAUUAAAUGCCAAGAUUUCAGUUUAUAUAUAAAUCACUGUGUGUCAGUGUUCUAGUAAUCUUUUUUUGUUGCUCUAGGGUGGAAAAGAAUAUCUUAUGAGGGCUCAUUUUGGGCUUCCAAGUGUAGAGGCAGAGGAUAAAGAAGGCAAGCCUCCAAUCAGUGUGAAAUUUGAGAUUCCCUACUUUACUACCUCUGGGAUCCAGGUAACAUUUAGUUAUAUUGUGUAUUUAUUUGCAUUUAUAUAUAUAUUUUUUAAACUAAACUGUAAUCAGCUGCAUUAGCAAAAGCAAUCUCAUUUUGUUUUGCUUUUAUGUAUUUUAUCUUUUCACCCCAAUAUAUUUUUUAAAUAGGUUCGUUACUUGAAAAUAAUUGAAAAGAGUGGCUAUCAAGCUUUGCCAUGGGUGCGCUACAUAACCCAAAAUGGAGGUAAUAUUUACAGCUAUUUAGCUUGCCCCUUUCAGUUUUAUAUUUGGAAUGUAUUAUGGUUUUGGUCCUGGAACUUGAGACUUCAUGAAAAAAAAAGUAUGCAUUAUUUUAGAUAGGAAAUGCCAACCAUUGUAAAUAGAUUGCAAUUUCAGAAACUUCACAGAUAAUGUACAAAAAUAAAGAAGUGAAAUGGGCAUGGAAGCCAUGGAUAUAAAAGUUCAUAAUAUAUAUUUUUUGUAGGUUCCCAUUGGUUAGUGUAAUAUUAGAGUUGUUGAGUAUAUGUAGUUCCUUUGCAUUUAUCAACACUUAUAUUAAUUUGUAUUAAUCUACAUGAUUAUACUGACUUUGGCUUUUACCGAGUCGGGUUAUAUCCGUGGAAGCUGGUAUGAUAUAAAUCAUUUAGUAAUUGAAAUAGAUAUGCAGGGAUAUAUUGAAUUGUGCCUCUAAUUACUAAAUGCAGAAAUAUUUGUGUUUUCAAUCAUGUAAUAAUUGAAAGCGCAGAGCAAAAAAAUAUUAAACUUGUAGCUACAUUGAAGGAGGAAAACAUAAGCACAAUAAGAUGUGGUUAUGAUCUAAUGCAUUCAAGUAGGGUAACAAUACAGAAAUAUGUGGAAUACUGCACCACUGGCAAUUCACAGUAAUGCAUUGUUUUGUUCCUGUUUUUUUGUUGUUGUUUUUUUAUGUGAAAUAAGCAUUCCAAGGACAAUAACUACUACAUUAUUGUAAGUAGUCAAACCAUUUUAAGAAGGUUUGACCUCUUACCUGGGGUCCACCAGGAGCCAAUCCCCACUUCACUCUUUCCUAUAAAGAACCUGAAGCACCCCAGGUAAUAAGUCAAAACAUUUGGUUUGAUUGCUUACAGUAGGGGUUGCCAGACCACUCCUUGCAACAAAAUCAGUAACCAGCAAGCUGAGGUGGUUAUGAUGCUUGGAGUGGAACUUGAACCCCAAAAUCUAGUGGUUAUGGUGCUUAGUAUGUUCCUUUAACCAGAAAACCUCUUGCAUGUUAAUAGGGAAUUUUAUGUAUCAUACUUUUUUUUUUUCUUUUUCUUUAAUCCUUUCCAUAGACUAUCAACUUCGAACCCAGUAAGAAGAAUCCCUCUGUCUUUGGUUACAGCUUUGCUAUAAUUAGUUGAUACACCUGGUUAUUGUACUUUGCAGUGAAACUGAGGAAUUGUGCUGAAGAAAAGGCAGUACAUGGAAAAUAUUGUGGUAUACACAAAUCUUGAUGAAGAUUAGGUGCAUAAAUAAAAAAAAAAAUGUGACAGUGGCACCACUGUAAAACGCAUGUUUCUAAUUUUGAAGAGCUCUUUUGGAAAUGUGUUUCUGUCUAUGGUCAAUUAUACAAUUUUUUUUUUAUGUGCUAGAGGGUUUACCCUAUAUUCUAGCAAACUGUUUGUUAUCCAUUCUCUCUCUACAUACCUUAACUUCCUUAGCACCUGGGAGCAAAUCUGAGCUCUCUGGAGCAAUUAGCCUGAAUUAAGUAAUGAACGAGGACCAAUAUUCUUUGAAGCCUACUUAAGUAAUGACCUCAACAAAGUAAACCCUUAGUCUAUUUUAUUUUUUGUACUUAUGGUGGCUUUUGGCUUUUUUUUUUCCUUUCCAAAUAUGCUUUAUGUUUAACCAGGUCAGUGUUAAUAUAUUUUAGGCAAUCUCAAAUUAAACGUUUUGUUUAAUUGUCUAUUGGUAGCUUAAGACAAAAUAAAAUGCCACACAAGCUAUUGUGGUGUUAAUGGCAAAGAUUCUUCUAGGGGUGAAUCUUUUCCAGCCACUUGCAAGUUGGGUGGUCUGGUAUUUUAACAUCCCAUCUAUUAAAGGUCUAAAUAUAGUUUUAUUCAAGGCUUGCCAAGCUUAGAUGUGUGAUGGCAAUUCAAAUUGUUCUUUGACAUACAGUCAUGCCAUAAAGCUUCCUAUGUUGUCUGUUACAUUUUACAAGAUUUGUUAAAUGUGCUCAUUUUGGAGGACACCAAUGUAUCCCACAAUUUGUUUCUGUGUGUGUCCAAAAAAAAUACAUAGUUUUUCCAAAUAUUUAUAGAAAAAACAAUACUGUUUGCAGGUCCACUUUAUAUAUAAAUCAUAUCUAUGCACUGUGGUAGUGAAAAGCCUUUCUCUAAUUUAAUUGUAAUAUUUAACUAUUUCAGUGCAAAUGAUUCGGGUGGACACAUUGCCGAAUCAUUAAUAGUCUACAACUAUGUUAGCGGCUUAGCUAUGUAAAUUCACAACGUUUACUGGUGGAUAACCUUUUAGCAUAUAGUAUAUAUCACAUUGCUAAUAUUAAAAGUGAAAGAUGGAUCUUACUCAUCAAGUUAAAUUGGUCUUCAGAUUCAAAACAUAUGAUUUAUACUGUGAUAAAUAUGAAGCAAUCCAUUUGGUUGAUUUGCCUUGAUAAGUAUUUCAGAGUAGCAUCUUUUUUUUUUUUUUGUUGUUAGUAAUCUGCAUUUUGAAAAUGUUACAUUUGUUCUGACGUAAAAAAGUCUCUCUCUAGCACAAGGGUUCCCCAACAAUUCUAUUUUCAAUAUAGAAUUAUGAGAAUUGUCUGUUGUUGCAAAAACAGCUUUAAUAUAUCGUUAAUCCCUAAUUAGGUGCCAAAUUAUGUCACUUAAUCUAUUGAUCAGCCUCCAGGUACCCUAUUUCUACUUCUAUAACAGUUUGAUGGCCAAUAAUUCUAAAAGUAUAUUUUGCCAAAGUCUGGUUCAGUAAAAUAAACUUUCUUGGCUCUUAAUAUUGUGUAAGCAAAAUUGAUUUUUUUGGGAACAUAAAAUAAAAUUUGUGCCAGCACAUUCUGUAUCCUAUGUAGCCAGCGUUUUUUCUUUUAAUUUGCCUUACAUCACUGGUUUUACAUGUGAACAACUGUUAUUGUACCCCAGGCAAAAAAAAUUUCAUUAACACAAUAGCAGUGAUCAGAAAGUGAAUACAUGCAGUCACCUAAUAUGUACUAUUGUCACAUGUGUAUCAACAUUUCUUAAAUAUGAAAUAAAGGAAAGCAUUUCAUAUUAUGUU
This is a messenger RNA of Pelobates cultripes (western spadefoot toad), 42635 nucleotides long. The record is from the annotation of a GenBank genome assembly. NCBI's taxonomy places the organism in Eukaryota, Metazoa, Chordata, Amphibia, Anura, Pelobatidae.